GCAAAGCACUGCUGCGCUGCGCUGUUUUGGCUUGGCCGCUGUAAAGCAGCCAUGGGCAAUGUGGUCUCAGAGCCCGAUGCUUCCACCGGCAGUCUGAGCAUUCAGUCCGGGCUUUCCGGAGACGUGGUUGCCACCGUCCUCGUCCAGGAUUUUGAGGACGUCAAGACUCUGAAAAGGCAUCUAGAAGGUCUUUGUGGAGUUCCGCGGUUCCGGCAGAAGUUGCUGCACAACGGGGUUGUGUUGGAGGACGAUGCUUCCCUGGCCGACUUAGGCGAGGUCCAGCUGAUCCUGAUGUCCACUGUUUCGGAUGCUUGUACAGAGGGAGAGAUGGCCUUCGCCAUAGGCCAAGGCAAUGUCUUGGCAGUUGAAAAGAUGCUGAACCGGCCGCAAGAGCCAAACCCGGCUUGGCGCUUUCCGCCUCUUGUGCAAGCAUGCGCAUUCAAGAAGAUAGAGAUGGUCCGACUUCUUCUGGAGGCCAGGGCCGACCCUCAUCAUCCCAUCGGUGAUGUCAGGUCUUUCAAUGCUUUGCAUGUCGCGUCCGUGGCUGGAGACCUGAAUGUCACAAGCUUACUUCUGAGCGCACGGGCUGACCCAUGGCGCUGUGACGACUUGGGCUACACACCACUGAGCAUGUUGCGUCGGAUUUCACAAGACAGGCGGGAUAAGCAGAUCGAAAUGCGAGAACUGCUGAAAGAGGCCAUGGUGCCGAACCCAAAGCCUCCAUGCGUAGCCGAUCAGGCUCACAACGACUCGAUUCCUCAUGGGAUGUUGAAGCUGUCGCCUGCCGUCAUUUGCUCAGACAUGCCGGAGACCUCCCGCGAGCGUCAGCAGGCCCUGGCGCUGAUCCAGCGCCUGCGAGCUCGCCAGGUCGGGAGCCUCGCGAGCCUCGAGGAUCCCCUCUGGUCCGGUGCACAUCAACAUGACAGGUGCGGGAAUUUCAAACCGCCAUACCAUCAACUGCUGGCACGGGCGUGCCUGCACACGCUUCACCUGCUGGCUCUGGCCUUGGUAGCACGGGCGUUCAAGCAUCCAGACGGUCGGGAAAUUGAUGAGAAGCCUGGCAGUGGUGCCAGUAAGGGCAUCGGCAAGACUGGGAAAAGCGGGAAAAGCGGGAAAAGUGGUAGGGGCGGCAAGAGCUUUCCUUGUACGUUCCGGCGCCGAAGCAAGACUCCUUGCCGACGCCGGUCCCCGAGCUCUCCUUGCCGGCGAAGUCCAUCGCACAAUCCUCGCUUCGCGAGCCGCUCCCCUUCUCAGAAGCAGCCGGCGCCACGGCGCCUCACCCCGGCCCCGUCGGCUCCGUCCGCUACAGAGGCAGUGCAUGCAAAGGACGCAGAGCUGAAGGCGAAGGCGAAGGAGCCCAGUUUCCGGGACUUUGUGCUAAAGCAUGCGUCCAACGAGGACUCUCCAGAUUUUGUCAUGAACAGGUUCCAGCAGUACAUUCACGAAAGGCUGAAGGAAGAGCUGCAGGCAAUCAAGCAGACAGGGCUCUUCUUCGACCUGUAUCAUCCUCUCUCUCGGCUCCGGCGAUAUGAACUACGUCUUGGCACGACGCAGUUGAAUGCCGCAACCUUUGCUCAGGACCUGCGAGAUGGAAGGUACCGUGAGCUGUCCCUACGAACAGGCAAGGUGCGACGUGGAGCCACCUGCCCCGUAGCCGGGCAUCUGCAAGCGCCCGAAUUUGCCUUCGACCCGGAUGUGGGAUCCUUGGUGAUUCGUAGCCUCCCACCGGCAGUGAGUGUAUGGGAUGUCCUGGAUGUGAUUCAGGAUCGCCCGGGGUUUUGCACUGCUGCCUGGACGAGUUUCGAAGGAAAGGACCUGGCCCGAGACUUCUUUGCCAGGUUCACUUCAGCCGCGGAUGCCACCGCGGCAGCCGUUGUGCUCAUGCGGAGCGCAGAGACCCUGCUCAGCAGACCAGGAAGCGAAGGGACGGGCCGUGCUUCCGUUCUGAGCCCCAAGCCUGGCUUGGCGGCGCUGGUGCUGCCGCAGGAGAUGUCACUUCCGGAGCGGCUUCUCAAGGACUUGGCUCUCUCCGAGCAGGUAAUCCAGCGCCUGGACGGCCUCACAGAAGUGCCCGAAGAAAUCACGGCCCUGGUGCUGAAUGCAUAUGGUACCACCGAAUUCAAACUGGACCUUCGCGUCACCUACCUGCGUCGCGUGCACCACUUCUGCUUCUACGCCGCGCGCUGGUGUGAUGACGAGUGGUUCUUGCGGGACGCCUGCGGCAUCGCCACCUUGCGUGCGCCGGCACAGCCGGAGUGCACGGCGGGCGAGUGGUCCGCGGCUCAUGAGCAGCGACUGGAAAGCUUCCUGGGCAGCGUGUCCUUCGACAAGCCUGCAGCUGCCCCUGACUACUCCAAUGAGCACGUGGUGCAGAGCCUGGCCGAGGAAAGGGAGAAGGCGAUUCUGAAGGUCACGGAUGAGAAGUUCAAGUGCAAGUUGUGCGGCAAGCACUUCCGCGGAGAGGACUUUGUUCGAAAGCACCUGGAGCGUGCCACAGCCGCAGUUGGAGCGCACCCCAAU
This is a messenger RNA of Symbiodinium necroappetens, 2520 nucleotides long. The record is from the annotation of a GenBank genome assembly. Lineage: Eukaryota; Dinophyceae; Suessiales; Symbiodiniaceae.